GCUCUUGGGACUAGGAAGAGCUUUCCGGAGCGGGCUGAUGGGAAGCCAGAAGUCUUUGAGCUGAGAUCCCUCUGCCUUCCAGAAGCCCGCUCUGUGCUUGCAGAUCCCAGGAUUGAGAGAGAAUGGCUCCUGGGAGCAGUAGACCCCCAGUCCAGGAGUCAGUGACAUUCAAGGAUGUGACUGUGGACUUCACUCAGGAAGAGUGGGGGCUCUUGGACCCCCCUCAGAAGGAGCUGUACAAGGAGGUCAUGCUGGAGAAUGCCUGGAACCUGCUCUCCCUGGGGCUUCCUGUUCCCAGAGAAGAUGUGAUCUCUUAUUUUGAGCAAAGGGAAACACGGUGGAUGCUGGAGCAAGAAGGCCUGAGGCGCUGCUGUGCAGGAGAUAACAGACUUAAAAUAAAAGAGACUUCUGCAGAGAUAGGCCUUUCUUUGGAACAAACUCACCAGCAAAGAUGCAUAAAUAGUAAUCCCUCUGAUUUUGAUAGGAGAGAAAUCUCUGCUGCAAUGCAUCAGAGAAUUCACACUGCAGAGAAACACUUUGAAUGUAAUCAAUGUGGAAAGACUUUCACAGGGAGGUCACAUCUUGUUAGACAUCAGAGAAUCCACACUGGAGAGAAACCUUUUGAAUGUAACCAAUGUGGAAAGACUUUCACAUCAAGGUGGUAUCUCAUUAUCCAUCAGAGAAUCCACACUGGAGAGAAACCUUUUGAAUGUAAUCAAUGUGGAAAGACUUUCACAUCUAGGUCCCAUCUUUUUAAUCAUUGGAGAAUCCACACUGGAGAGAAACCUUUUGAAUGUAGUCAAUGUGGAAAGAAUUUCACCUCCAGGUCAUAUCUUGUUAUCCAUCAGAAAAUCCACACUGGAGAGAAACCUUUUGAAUGUAACCAAUGUGGAAAGACUUUCACAUCAAGGUGGUAUCUCAUUAUCCAUCAGAGAAUCCACACUGGAGAGAAACCUUUUGAAUGUAAUCAAUGUGGAAAGACUUUCAUAUCAAGGUACCAGCUUUUUAAUCAUUGGAGAAUCCACACUGGAGAGAAACCUUUUGAAUGUAGUCAGUGUGGAAAGAAUUUCACCUCCAGGUCAUAUCUUGUUAUCCAUCAGAGAAUCCACACUGGAGAGAAACCUUUUGAAUGUAAACUAUGUGGAAGGACUUUCACAUCGAAGGCAUCUCUUGUUAAACAUCAGAGAAUCCACACUGGAGGGAAACCUUUUGAAUGUAACCAAUGUGGAAAGACUUUCACCAGGAGGUCAACCCUUGUUAUCCAUCAGAGAAUCCACAAUGGAGAGAAACCUUUUGAAUGUAAUCAAUGUGGAAAGAAUUUCACAUCAAGGUCAACUCUUGUUAUCCAUCAGAGAAUCCACAAUGGAGAGAAACCUUUUGAAUGUAAUCAUUGUGAAAAGACUUUCACAUCAAGGUCAACUCUUGUUAUUCAUCAGAGAAUCCACAGUGGAGAGAAACCUUUUGAAUGUAAUCAUUGUGGAAAGACUUUCACACAGAGGUCAACUCUUGUUAUCCAUCAGAGAAUCCACACUGGAGAGAAACCUGUUGAAUGUAAUCAAUGUGGAAAGACUUUCCCAUUGAGGUCCCAUCUUGUUACCCAUCAGAGAAUCCACACUGAAGACAAAUCUUUUGAAUGUAAUCAAUGUGGAAAGACUUUCACACGGAGGUCAACUCUUGUUAUCCAUCAGAGAAUCCACACUGGAGAGAGAGCAUUUGAAUGUAAUCGAUGUGGAAAGGCUUUCACCCAGAGGUCAAAUCUUGUUAGACAUCAGAGAAUCCACACUGGAGAGAAACCUUUUGAAUGUAAUCUGUGUGCAAAGACUUUCACAUGGAGGUCUGAUCUUGUUAUCCAUCAGAGAAUUCACACUGGAGAGAAACCUUUUCAAUGUAAUCAAUGUGGAAAGACUUUCACACAGAGGUCAACUCUUGUUAUCCAUCAGAGAAUCCACACUGGAGAGAAACCUUUUGAAUGUAAUCUGUGUGCAAAGACUUUCACAUUGAGGUCUGAUCUUUGUAUUCAUCAGAGAAUCCACACUGGAGAGAAACCUUUUGAAUGUAAUCAAUGUGGAAAGACUUUCACAAGUAGGUCAGCUCUUGGUAAACAUCAGAGAAUCCACACUGGAGAGAAACCUUUUGAAUGUAAUCAAUGUAGAAAGACUUUCAAAAUGAGGUCAUCUCUUGUUAGACAUCAGAGAAUCCACACUGGAGAGAAAACAUUUGAGUGUAAUCAAUGUGGAAAGAUUUUCACACAGAGGUCACAUCUUGUUAGACAUCAGAGAAUCCACACUGGAGAGAAACCUUAUGAAUGUAGUCACUGUGGAAAGACUUUCACAUGGAGGUCAGCUCUUAUUAAACAUCAGGGAAUCCACAGUGGAGAGAAACCUUUUGAAUGUCAACAAUGUGGAAAGACUUUCAAAUGGAGGUCCCAUCUUGUUGGUCAUCAGAGAAUUCACACUGGAGAGAAACCUUUUGGAUGUAAUCAGUGUGGAAAGACUUUCACAUUCAGGGUCAAUCUUGUUAUCCAUCAGAGAAUCCACACUGGAGAGAAACCUUUUGGAUGUAAUCAGUGUGGAAAGAGUUUCCCAUUGAGGUCAACUCUUGUUACUCAUCAGAGAAUCCACACUGGAGAGAAACCUUAUGAAUGUAGUCACUGUGGUAAAGCCUUCAUUGUAAAGUCAGCCCUUGUUUCUCAUCAGAGCAUUCAUAGGAAAUAGGAAUCUUAUAUAACUGACAUGAAUGAGGAAAGGUCUUGAAAUGGAGUACAGAGCUUCUUGGACCACACAAAAUUCACUCUGGUUAUAAGACAUCUAUGGACUCAGUGUGAGAAGCCUUUCAGCCAGAGAUCAUCUCUUAUGUACUCAUUAGAGGAUUCACCCUACAAAGAAGCCUUAUGGGGCAGCUAGGUGGCACAGUGGAUAAAUGACUGGCCUUGGAUUCAGGAGGACCUGAGUUCAAAUCCAUCCUCAGACACUUGACACUUAACUAGCUGUGUGACCCUGGGCAAGUCACUUAACCCUCAUUGCCCUACAAAAACAAAGGAAAAAAAAAAACAAAGAAGCCUUAUGCAUGUGCUCAUCUGGGAUAUGCUUUUUUUCUGGAACAUUGAGGUUGCUGGUAAAGGUCAAAUUUUUUCCUGAUUGUAAAGAAAAGGUGAAAUGAAAGAAAAUAAUGCAUGCCAGUCCUCCAGUUUACAAAACAAAUAAACAAAAAAGGAGGCAAUAGGGUCAUGAACUGCAGGAUUGUGUGAAAAAAGACAUCUGGAUAAUCUCAGAAAUAGAAUGUCUUCAGAAUGAGGGAAAGGAUUUGUGUCAAUGUUAUGUCAACUGGGGAAGAAUGUUUGAUGAAGGGAAGACAUCAGCAUGAUUUGGCCUCAGGUAUAAAAAUUGGAGUAAUGUAGAUCAGUUUGCUUUCUGCCAAUGGAAUAUAAAUAUAUCUGUGUGACCUUGUGUCUCUGUAUAUAUGUUGUAUUGUUUGUUUUUACAGAAGGUGAGAGUAGACCUGCAAUGAGAGAGCCUACUGCAAAGCUAAGCAUUUCUGUGAAAGAAUCUCCCUAGCAAAGGUUCAUGGGAGAUGGUCCCUGUGAGUUCACUGGGAGAAAAAUCUGUAUUGUCCUUCACAGAAUCUUUUUUUUUUUUUUAGUUAGGCG
This is a messenger RNA of Dromiciops gliroides (monito del monte), 3646 nucleotides long. Its product is annotated as zinc finger protein 850-like. NCBI's taxonomy places the organism in Eukaryota, Metazoa, Chordata, Mammalia, Microbiotheria, Microbiotheriidae. Gene Ontology annotation, cellular component: nucleus. Gene Ontology annotation, molecular function: DNA-binding transcription factor activity, RNA polymerase II-specific; RNA polymerase II cis-regulatory region sequence-specific DNA binding. The transcript has 5 exons. Bases 123 to 2714 code for a protein of 863 amino acids. Gene Ontology annotation, biological process: regulation of transcription by RNA polymerase II. The record is from RefSeq and is a predicted model, not a curated record.